AAGAAAGCAGAUAGCUACCUGGAUUAGUUACGUUCUUGUGAUGUCUCCUCUACAAACCUGUCAAUACAAUACCAGCCUCCAUGCUGGAUGGUCCUGAUCACAACAAUGCUGCCCACAAACAAAGAGUCUGGUGUCACCAGUGUGCAGGGUGUACAGUGGGAGCUGCCAGGAAUUUUUCACACAAACCUCCUCCAGGAACUGAAACGCAGAGUUAUGUGUUA
Messenger RNA from Geodia barretti, 221 nucleotides. Lineage: Eukaryota; Metazoa; Porifera; Demospongiae; Tetractinellida; Geodiidae. The record is from the annotation of a GenBank genome assembly.